AUGCCUAAUUUUAUGAACAUCGGAUCUUCCUUGCGCAAAGAAUUAAAUGAAGAAUUUGAAGGCGAAGAUGAUGAUGAAGAGGACGACAACGACGUGACCUACUGUUUCCAACAAAUCGAUCUACCAGGUUAUCCAGAAGUGGACGUUCUGGGUCUGUCGACUCCGGACCUCAUUGUAGAGGAAAGCGACACCGAUGACGAUGACCGUUCCGCCAGCGUACGCAUUGUGCAAGUGAAUCCUAGUCGACCGCAAGAAAGACAAAACGUUUCGGCUUAUUGGUCGCAGCCUGAAAAGCUGGACAAGGUCAUUCAAUGUCAAGCGAUUGCUCGUACCUGGCUUGCUUCGCGAGAGUUCCACCGGGUCCAGCAAGUGCAUCGAUCGACGUUUUUCCAAUCGCGCAUUCAAAAUAUCCAAGCACAUGUGCGAGGCGUUUUGUGCCGUCGUGAACUGGAACAGAAACGCAUCAGCUAUGAAACUUGUCCCGAAGAAUGGAUCAUCAAGCUUCAAAGUGCCUGUCGCGGUUUCUUGGUCCGUUCGCAGGUGCAAACCACCAUGGAACAUUACAAAUCCAACAUUGAUAAAGUCGUUAAAAUUCAAGGCUUCCUCAAGAACCGACUCAUGGGUCAUUCCUAUCGCAAGCUAACCACGGAAAGCAACCCAUCUGUGGGAACCGUCAAGAACUUUAUCCAUCUCUUGGAUGAUAGUCAUCUUGAUUUCGAUCGCGAACUUGCCUUGGAGGAUCUUCGUGGACAAGUGAUCCAACAUAUCCGUGAAAACAAUCAACUGGAUGCUCAUGUCAAUUCGGUGGAUAUCCAGAUCGCUCUUCUGGUGCGAAAUGCCAUUACCAUUGACGAAGUGUUGAAAGCCAGCGGCGCAUUCAAGAAGAAGCAGCAACAGCGACGGUUUUCUCAGCUGGCUUCGGCCGCCAAUACGAGCGCUAACCCAUAUUCGUUAAAUGGUGUGGACAAAGAAACCCGCGAACGUCGUGAACUCUACCAGCAGCUCGUCUACUUGUUGCAAACCGAACCCAAAUAUUUGGCCCGCUUGAUGUCGCUCACCAACGGCCAUGAUCUGGGCGAUACGUCAAGUCCCAAGGGAAUCGAGUCCGCCGUCUUGUCCUUGUUCGGCUAUGCGACCAACUCGCGCGAGGAAUAUCUGUUGAUUAACCUGUGCAAAUAUUGCAUUGCAGAGGAAAUGAAAUUCAUGGAAAGCACACAGGAAUUCAUGCGCGGCAACUUUAUGUUUAUGAAGCUGGUUGUACAAACCAAUCGCGGGGCAAAGGAGCGAGCGUUUUUCCGACGAUUGCUAACGCCACUUGUGAGCCAAGUAUUGGAUAACGACCAACUGGAUCUGGAAACGGAUCCUGUGAGUAUUUACCAUAAAGCCGUGAAUAAUGAGGAAUCGCGCACUGGCCGACCCUCGGCUCGCAUGCAUUCGGCCAAUUCUCAGGAAGCAUUGGCGGAUCGCGAAGUCCGAGACAUCUUCAUUUUGCAUUUGCGCAAUCUACGCGAGAUGACAGAGCAUUUUUUGAGUGCCAUUAUAACCACCGUCGACGAAGUUCCUUACGGCAUCCGUGUCGUAGCACGCGAACUCAAACUUGUGCUCGAAGAAAACUUUCCAGACGAACCAUCCGAACACAUCAUCAAGAUCCUCGGUAACUUUAUCUAUUACCGUUAUCUGAAUCCUGCUAUUGUUGCUCCUGAGCAAUACGAUGUGAUUGACUCAAGUAUCAAUCCGACGCAACGAAAAAACUUGGCAGAAAUCUCCAAAAUGUUGCAACAAAUCUCCAGUGGCAAAGUAUUCGACGCAAGUGACAUGUUCCUGGCGCCUCUCAACGACUAUGUCCAUGAUGCAGGAAAACGAUUCGCUAAGUGGUUCUUAGAAUUGACGGAUGUGGAGGACCCCGAAACCUACUUUGGCAUGAGCUCUUUGGCAGACCAUGCCAGCACAAGCAAACCUGUCGUGUACAUCUCACCGCAGGAGCUCUAUUACUUGCACUAUCUGAUCGCCAAUAACAAGGAAGAAUUGGAGCCCGAAGGUCGAGGGAUGCUAACCGAUAUCAUUCAAACCAUUGGCCCGUCGCCCUACAGAAGCAAUAUGGAAUUGCCCGAGUCCAUGCUUCGCCUGACCUUGACAAAUCGCGCUGAUACCAUUGCUCAAGAUCCAGCUGCUCGACUCCAGCAGCUCUUGGUGGAUACAAAGCGUUUGGUGGUCUAUGUGAUCCGAAUCCAACAAGGUAGUUCGCUCAAAGCGAUCUUUGACGCCCCAGUCACCCAGGAACAUGAGGAUACCUGGUCGGCCAUGAAACAAGCGGAAUUUGAACCCAAAGAGAAUGACGCCAAAGCCGCCAUGGCCGCCAAGCGUCGCUAUUUGAAGCUCGGUCGUGAUGACUCGCCAUUGGAUAUACAAAGUAUUUCAUUUUACCAGUUAAAGACGAUCGCCAGUCGAUUGGUCGCACAUUUGGAACGAUGCAAGGUGAUUACGGCGUGCAACGAUUACCAGGAUAUCAUCAGCAUGAUUGCUCAGGAUAUUACGGGCAAGAAUUCCCGAAGGAAGCAGCGUGAUCGUGAAAUUGCCAAAUUGAGUGAGACCCUCGAUCAUUUGCAAAGCAAGCAACGGUAUCUUGUCGAGCAGCGUACGCAAUACGAAGAUUACCUGAACGGAUGCAUGAGCAACAUGGCCAACAAGCGUGGCAAGAAAGCGCGCUUUGUGUUCCCUUUCACACGCCAGUACUUCCAUAUUCGAGGACUUCAAAAACAAGGCUUGGUACCCAAAUUUGGAUCGUACAAAUACACGGCGAAACAGUUGCACGAACGUGGCAUUGUCAUUGAAAUUGUUGGUAUCAACAAGAAGCAUUACGAUCGCAUUCCCAUUAUCCUUUCCAUGGAUCAAGCCGGUAUUAUCACUAUUGAAGGCAGCUAUUCGGGUUGGAACAUGACCUCGGUGUGCAUGGAUAUGCGCUACGAAGAGUUGCUUCAGACCCAAUACGAAGGUGCACAAACCAUGACCUUACUUGACGGCAUGGCCAAAGUCAAUGUCAACCUUUUGAUCUACCUCAUUAACAAAAAGUAA
Molecule: messenger RNA, 3072 nt
Organism: Radiomyces spectabilis
Lineage: Eukaryota; Fungi; Mucoromycota; Mucoromycetes; Mucorales; Radiomycetaceae
Product: Rho GTPase activation protein
Exons: 10
Coding region: 1-3072 (1023 amino acids)
Biological process (GO): regulation of GTPase activity; mitotic actomyosin contractile ring assembly actin filament organization; regulation of actin cytoskeleton organization
Cellular component (GO): mitotic actomyosin contractile ring; cytoplasm
Molecular function (GO): GTPase activator activity; actin filament binding; calmodulin binding
Source: RefSeq, a predicted model, not a curated record